This is a messenger RNA of Equus caballus (horse), 8420 nucleotides long. RefSeq names its product synaptic Ras GTPase activating protein 1 (gene SYNGAP1). The record is from RefSeq and is a predicted model, not a curated record. NCBI's taxonomy places the organism in Eukaryota, Metazoa, Chordata, Mammalia, Perissodactyla, Equidae. Gene Ontology annotation, biological process: negative regulation of Ras protein signal transduction; regulation of GTPase activity.
CCAGGGAGGAAGAAUAGCUGGAGAAUGAGAAUGUGGGAGAUAGUUGAGCCAGAUUUAGAAGAGAGAAAAGAGGAUAAGAGAGCUUAAGAUGGAGAACUGGAUGGAGGUGCUGGGAGAAGGGGCCUGGGAGCUGGGGAGGCCGGAGGAGGACGGUCAGGCCUUUCGGGGAAAGUGAUCUCUGAGAGAAGAAAAGGGCGAGAAUGGGAGAGGCACCGGGUUCAUAGAGGCCCUGUAAGAUCAAGCUUGAUUGGAUCAGGGGAGGCCACUCAGGCAUAGAGGCUGGCUCACAGUGAGGCCUGUCACGGCAGAAACUGUCAUUAGAGGUUCCUGUCUCCAGCACAGAGUUUUGCCCCCAUUUCUCUGUCCAACUCUGUUCCUCAUCCUGCUCUGGCUACCUCCCUCCUCUGGCUCUCCUUGAGAGCUGCCAGCUGGGUGUGACAAGAAAGAAAGGCCGAAGGGAAGGUUAGGAUUUGGGGAAUUGGAGAGCAGAGCAAGAUUCUGUGGGUGAGGGCAAGAUUAGAGAGGUUGGAGAGGCGGGAGUCCAAGCCCUUGCUGUGUGUGUGUGAGUGCAAUUGUGUGUGUACACAGGGUGUGUACAUGUGUGGGUGUAUGCACAAUGCCUGUGUUACGGGUCUGUGUAGGUGGCUGUUAUGUGUGUGCAUGCGUGUAUACAUCAUGCAGGGAUGGGACAUGGAGACCCAGGAUCGCACUGUAUCCUUAUCAGGUUGGCUCUGUGUGUACACAGUGUGUGCUGUGUUUUCUGUAUGUGUCGCUGCAUGAAGCACUAAUAAGGAGAUGUCUUGUGUUUCUGUCACUCUGCCCCCUUUUCCUAUGUGUCUCUGCUAUUCUUUUCUUUGCAGCAUUGAGAAUCUUUGUAAGUAUGUGUGUAUGUGACUUAUGUGUGAGUUCAUGGAUCUUAGUUUCUGGCGAUAUGUAUAAGGUUAUAUUACUUCCAAGAAUCAAGCAAACCAAUUAGCAAAUCCGUUCUCUUUUUGUGAAUUCUGUAGUUCCAAAGCAAAAUUUUAGUGGAUUUAAAGUUAGACUUCAUGUCUUUCUUAGAGGAGCUAGCAUAUGAAAAUAAUGGCUGAGCUAGGUUCCCUGGAGUGAGAGUGAGGCAGCCAUACCUGAGAAAUGCAGAGACUAGGAAAAAGAUAGCCUGCACCCUUUGAAGCACGGUUGAGUGUGUAACAGAAGGAUAAGUAAUGCCUUUGCUUCUUGGUUUUUUGUUAUUCUGGUAGCAGUCACGGAGUCAGGGAAGGGCUGGGGGAGAAAAAGGGGUUGUCCUGAGACAGAGCGGAUGUGGUUGUACUUUUCCUGUGAAUGAAGGAUGUUCGCGCUUUUGGGAUAUGGGGACACCUCGAUGUCAUCAGAUCCAUGGUGUACUCAAGCAUGUAUCUUAGAAGUUAAACUGGCUUCCCCUGUGUGGGGGCCAUGUGUAUGUCUCAGGGUUAAAUGUCCAUCUCUGCAGUGUGCUGCCCACAUGAUUCCCCGGGGGACUCGGGCCACGCAUCCACACCAGCAGCUCUCGUGGGUGCGGGGUUCAAGUAUGUACUCUCCUGUUGCAGUGCUCACAUAUGUCUAAGCAUGUAUCCCGUGGGGUCUGUGAGCCUCAGGGUCUCAGAAUGUGGAUCCGUGGCGCCCCAAUGCUCACAGUUGUCUGUGUGUCUCAUAAGCACCUAGAUCCCCAUUUAUUUUUGUAUUGUGGUUCUCACAUGUGUACCCCCACAGCUCAGUGUAUGUUUCUGUGCUCUACACAUGUGUUCCCGAGGGACUGACAAGGGUUCUUGUGUCAUGGGAUCCACAUUUUUGUGUGCAGACCUCCUAACACCUGGGUUUUAGAGGCAGAGGGAAGCUGGGGACUGAUUCUAGGGAAGUUUGCGGGAGAUUUGCAAUUCUGGAAGCAAACAGUGAAAAUGUAGCUGUGGCUCUUCCUUGUUCUGGAACCUAGAGGGUUAACAGGCAGCUCUUCCGGUCCACCCGCCCCCCAAGCCUGUAGCUUCUUGUUGCCGUGGAGAUGGUAGCCCCGCCCCUGAUGCAGUACCUGCCCCCCCAUUGGCUGCAGUGGUGACUGUGGGGCUGAGGGGGGAGCCCAGGCCUGGGCAGCCAUUCUGGAGCUGGAGCCGGAGCUUGGCAUCCCCCCACUUUCAUUCUCCUCUAGCCCCUCGGCCCCUCUAAAUUCCCUGGCAGCACAGCCUCAGCUUCCCACCUCGGAGCUGCCACCCCUCUAGACUCUUGGCAGUCUGAGCUUCAUCCGCAUUCACCUCCCCCCCACCCUCACUUGGGAGUCCCCGAGCCUCCACUGCCCAUCCUCCCCACUCCCCUGCAUUCUUCUUUUUUCCCUUUCCCCCCCUUCCCUUCUGAGUCCCUGCCACUGCAGUGCACGUGGAACCCACCCUUCCUCCCCUCCCCCCAUCUGCCCCUUCCUUGAAUUUUCUGUCCCCAGGCUUCUUCCCCUGCUACUCCUCACAGGUCCCUUCCAAGACUUCCCCCUCCAGUCCAGGGAGGGGGUCAUGGGAGGCAGCCCUGGCCCUCCAGACAGACAGGGAUUCCAGGAAGGGAGAGCAGGUGGAAGAUGUGCCCAGCUAAGAGAAGAGGAAAGCCUGCUUAUGGGCAAUGACCUUUAACCCAACUCCCCCCCCCCCCCCAGCUGGCCCCUUCCUGGGGGGGUGAGCACCAAGGACCUAGCUUCUGUGGACUUUUGGUAUCCUUUAUUACUGGGGUUUUACUGACCCUCUCAGCCAUGCCCCUCUGCUGACUGCCAGUCCCAGUCAUGGGCCUAAGGCCUCCCACCCCGUCCCCCUCCGGGGGCUCCGGCUCGGGUUCCUUGCCCCCUCCUUCCCGCCGCCAGCCUCUCAGCCGCCGCUGCUCUUCCUGCUGCUUUCCGGGGGAAUACCACUUGGGUCGCUCGAGGAGGAAGAGCGUCCCAGGGGGGAAGCAGUACAGCAUGGAGGCCGCCCCCGCUGCACCCUUCCGGCCCUCGCAAGGCUUCUUGAGCCGGAGGCUAAAAAGCUCCAUCAAACGCACGAAGUCACAACCCAAACUUGACCGGACCAGCAGCUUUCGCCAGAUCCUGCCUCGCUUCCGAAGUGCUGACCAUGACCGGGCCCGGCUGAUGCAGAGCUUUAAGGAGUCGCACUCUCAUGAGUCCUUGCUGAGUCCUAGCAGUGCGGCUGAGGCCUUGGAGCUCAACUUGGAUGAAGAUUCCAUCAUCAAGCCAGUGCAUAGCUCCAUCCUGGGCCAGGAGUUCUGUUUUGAGGUAACAACGUCAUCAGGAACAAAAUGUUUUGCCUGUCGUUCUGCGGCCGAAAGGGACAAAUGGAUCGAGAAUCUACAACGGGCAGUAAAACCCAACAAGGACAACAGCCGCCGGGUGGACAAUGUGUUGAAGCUGUGGAUCAUAGAGGCCCGGGAGUUGCCCCCUAAGAAGCGGUACUACUGUGAGCUCUGCCUGGACGACAUGCUGUAUGCCCGCACCACCUCCAAGCCCCGCUCAGCCUCAGGGGACACCGUCUUCUGGGGCGAGCACUUUGAGUUUAACAACCUGCCAGCGGUCCGUGCCCUGCGGCUGCAUCUCUACCGUGACUCAGACAAAAAGCGCAAGAAGGACAAGGCGGGCUAUGUCGGCCUGGUGACUGUGCCCGUGGCCACCCUAGCUGGGCGCCACUUCACAGAGCAGUGGUACCCUGUAACCCUGCCAACAGGCAGCGGGGGCUCCGGGGGCAUGGGGGGCUCAGGAGGGGGAGGGGGCUCAGGGGGUGGCUCAGGGGGCAAGGGCAAAGGAGGUUGCCCAGCUGUGCGGCUGAAAGCACGUUACCAGACAAUGAGUAUCCUGCCCAUGGAGCUGUAUAAGGAGUUUGCAGAGUAUGUCACCAACCAUUAUCGGAUGCUGUGUGCAGUAUUGGAGCCUGCCCUGAAUGUCAAGGGCAAGGAGGAGGUUGCCAGUGCACUGGUUCACAUCCUGCAGAGUACGGGCAAGGCCAAGGACUUCCUUUCGGACAUGGCCAUGUCUGAGGUGGACCGGUUCAUGGAACGGGAGCACCUCAUAUUCCGCGAGAACACGCUCGCCACUAAAGCCAUAGAAGAGUACAUGAGACUGAUUGGUCAGAAAUACCUCAAGGAUGCCAUUGGGGAAUUCAUCCGUGCUCUGUAUGAGUCUGAGGAGAACUGUGAGGUGGACCCCAUCAAGUGCACGGCGUCCAGUCUGGCAGAGCACCAGGCCAACCUGCGAAUGUGCUGUGAGUUGGCCCUGUGCAAGGUGGUCAACUCCCAUUGCGUGUUCCCGAGGGAGCUGAAGGAGGUGUUUGCAUCUUGGCGACUGCGCUGCGCAGAGCGGGGCCGGGAGGACAUCGCUGACAGGCUGAUCAGCGCCUCACUCUUCCUGCGCUUCCUCUGCCCAGCCAUUAUGUCGCCCAGUCUCUUUGGGCUCAUGCAGGAGUACCCAGAUGAGCAGACCUCACGAACCCUCACCCUCAUCGCCAAGGUCAUCCAGAACCUGGCCAACUUUUCCAAGUUUACCUCAAAGGAGGACUUUCUGGGAUUCAUGAAUGAGUUUCUGGAGCUGGAGUGGGGUUCCAUGCAGCAGUUCCUGUACGAGAUCUCCAACCUGGACACGCUGACCAACAGCAGCAGCUUUGAGGGUUACAUCGACUUGGGCCGAGAGCUCUCCACACUGCAUGCCUUGCUCUGGGAGGUGCUACCCCAGCUCAGCAAGGAAGCCCUCCUGAAGCUGGGCCCGCUGCCCCGGCUCCUCAAUGACAUCAGCACAGCUCUGAGGAACCCCAACAUCCAAAGGCAGCCAAGCCGCCAGAGCGAGCGGCCCCGGCCUCAGCCUGUGGUGCUGCGGGGUCCGUCAGCCGAGAUGCAGGGCUACAUGAUGCGGGACCUCAACAGCUCCAUCGACCUUCAGUCCUUCAUGGCUCGAGGCCUCAACAGCUCUAUGGACAUGGCUCGCCUCCCCUCCCCAACCAAGGAAAAGCCACCCCCACCGCCUCCUGGUGGGGGGAAAGACCUGUUCUAUGUCAGCCGUCCGCCUCUGGCCCGCUCCUCGCCAGCAUACUGCACGAGCAGCUCGGACAUCACAGAGCCAGAGCAGAAGAUGCUGAGUGUCAACAAGAGUGUCUCCAUGCUGGAUCUGCAGGGCGAUGGGCCUGGCGGCCGCCUCAACAGCAGCAGUGUGUCCAAUCUGGCGGCUGUUGGGGACCUGCUGCACUCGAGCCAGGCCUCCCUGACAGCGGCCCUGGGGCUGCGGCCUGCACCUGCUGGGCGCCUCUCCCAGGGGAGUGGCUCGUCCAUCACUGCGGCUGGCAUGCGCCUCAGCCAGAUGGGCGUCACCACGGACGGUGUCCCUGCCCAGCAACUGCGCAUCCCCCUCUCCUUCCAGAACCCUCUCUUCCAUAUGGCUGCUGAUGGGCCAGGCCCCCCAGGAGGCCACGGAGCGGGUGCUGGCCACGGCCCACCUUCCUCCCAUCACCACCAUCACCACCACCACCACCACCGAGGUGGAGAGCCCCCAGGAGACACCUUCGCCCCAUUCCAUGGCUAUAGCAAGAGUGAGGACCUCUCCUCAGGGGUCCCCAAGCCCCCCGCUGCUUCCAUCCUUCACAGCCACAGCUACAGUGAUGAGUUUGGACCCUCUGGCACUGACUUCACCCGUCGGCAGCUCUCACUCCAGGACAACCUGCAGCACAUGCUGUCCCCUCCCCAGAUCACCAUUGGUCCCCAGAGGCCCGCCCCCUCAGGGCCUGGAGGUGGGAGUGGUGGUGGGGGCAGUGGUGGGGGUGGCGGGGGCCAGCCGCCUCCGUUGCAGAGGGGCAAGUCUCAGCAGUUGACAGUCAGCGCUGCCCAGAAACCCCGGCCAUCCAGCGGGAAUCUAUUGCAGUCACCGGAGCCGAGUUACGGCCCUGCCCGUCCACGGCAACAGAGCCUCAGCAAGGAGGGCAGCAUUGGGGGCAGCGGGGGCAGCGGUGGCGGAGGGGGUGGGGGGCUCAAGCCCUCCAUCACCAAGCAGCACUCUCAGACGCCAUCCACGCUGAACCCCACGAUGCCAGCCUCCGAGCGGACGGUGGCCUGGGUCUCCAAUAUGCCUCACCUGUCAGCUGACAUCGAGAGUGCCCACAUUGAGCGGGAAGAGUACAAGCUGAAGGAGUACUCAAAGUCGAUGGAUGAGAGCCGGCUGGACAGGGUGAAGGAGUACGAGGAGGAGAUCCACUCACUGAAGGAGCGGCUGCACAUGUCUAACCGGAAGCUGGAAGAGUAUGAGCGGAGGCUGCUGUCCCAGGAAGAACAGACCAGUAAAAUCCUGAUGCAGUAUCAGGCCCGGCUAGAGCAGAGCGAGAAGAGGCUGAGGCAGCAGCAGGUGGAGAAGGACUCGCAGAUCAAGAGCAUCAUUGGCAGGCUGAUGCUGGUGGAGGAGGAGCUGCGCCGGGACCACCCCGCCAUGGCUGAGCCGCUGCCUGAACCCAAGAAGAGGCUGCUCGACGCUCAGGAGAGGCAGCUUCCCCCCUUGGGUCCAACAAACCCGCGUGUGACGCUGGCCCCACCUUGGAACGGCCUGGCCCCCCCAGCCCCGCCCCCCCCACCCCGGCUGCAGAUCACCGAGAACGGCGAGUUCCGAAACACCGCAGACCACUAGCCCACCCAGCAUCACAGACCUUCUUCCCCUCCCCAUGCACCCCACCCUGGAACAGCACCAACCACCAGGACUGGACGUCGCCGAGGGACAGCGGGAUUGCCUCCCUAAAUGCCUCCUUGGGGGGCACCAAUCCCCCACCCCCACCGCACCAUUUCCAGGAGGGAGAGUGGGGACCCUUAGCUGCCCCCUUUUCCUUCCUGUUGGGGUGCUGCCCCCUGUGACCCCCAGGGACCCUUGCCCCAGGACACCACCUACCCCACACAGACCCCUUCACUCCGGGGUGCUAUCCCCAUCCUCUGCCUCAUCGUUCCCCUGAGCACUGGGGGACAGACCCUCGCCCCCACCCUGGGGGUGCGGCACCUCCAAACUUUCAACUUCAGGGUGAUUUUUUAGCAGUAACCAGAGCUGACAAUCUAACUCCCCUCCACCGCCCCAUUUUGGCCUCCCCUGUCCCCCUUGUUAUGGGGAGGGGACCCCGGGUGAGGGGGCCCUAUUACCCCUUGAUUUCUCAGGAGCGUCUGGGGGGGCUCAGCACGCACAAACUCCUUCUCCUCCUACCACUCUUAAAUUUACUCCCUCCCCACCCAGAACCCAGAUGGGGUGGAGGGGCCACCGGGGCAGGGAGGGGGCGGCAAGGGGGGAAUGGGAGUUGUCUCCCCUUCCUCCCACACCUGAUCUGCUCUUGGCUGGUCCCAGAGCGGGGUGAGGGGGCUUAUGCCCCCCCCUCCCCCAGUGUGUUGGGUGGGGUGGAAUUGAGGUUAGGGUGAAGGGUUAGGGUUUAGGAGGGUGUGUAUGUUGGGGAGGACAGACUAGUUGAUCUGCCCUACCCUAACACAUACAGUCCCCCCUGCCCCUCCCCUCUCUCUUCUUGGUCUCUACUCCCAGGGGGAGGGGGGAACUUACUCUAGGAAAAGCCAUGUCUCUCUCCCCCAGGGUGGGGGGACCUGUGUUGGGGGGGGGGGGGUUGGGGGCCCCCUUCCAUGACUCUGUCCCCCUGGGGGGAGGCAGGACAGGGCUGGGCUUCCCUCUCAUCCUCCCCCCCUCCCCAAUCUCCCUCCACCUCCCUCCUUCCCUCCCGCCAGCUCCACAAUUUUUCGGUGUUUCUCUGUAUAUAGCUCUCUGGCGGGAUAGGGGAGGUAGGAUGGAUGGGGUUUGGGGUGGGUAGGUCAUGGGAGGGGUGAAGCCCCUCCUUGGCACCCCCUCUUCCCUGACUGCUGUCCCCUACCCAGCCUUGCCCCCUCAUCCCUUCUUGCGUUUGGUAUUGAGACUCUGUUCCCAGACUCCACCCUUCUUUCUUUUGUAUGGACAGUUCCCCUUCAGUCCCAUUCCCCUACACACAUACACCCAGCCGGGGCCAAGUUUAUACUUAUAUAAAAGUUGUAAAUAUGUGAUAUUUUAUCCCUGUGCCCUUUCCUUGCUUUCCCAACCCCAGACCCUACCCCUGAACCCCCUCCCUCCUCUCUUCUUUGGCUGUUGUAAUUAUCUGGGAUUUGUACUGUACAUAUCCGGGGUGUGUGUGUGGGGGCUGGGGGCAACCCCUCUGUACAGAGCUUCCUGGCCCCCUCCCCUCCACGCUUCCCUCUCUCCCACCCCCCUAAGGGUAGGGAGAUGCUCUUCCUACCUGUUUUAUUUUGUUUUCUCGUUCUCCCUCCCCACCCCACCCCACUCCCAGCCUUCUCUAUCCCCCCUCACUGUCCCUUUUUCUCCACUCCCAGCCCCAUUUCCUUUUUUUCUGGAGUGUGUGGUGAAACAGAAAAAUCAUGUUUAAUAAACGGAGAUUGUUCUUUUA